This is a messenger RNA of Paramacrobiotus metropolitanus, 2673 nucleotides long. RefSeq names its product leishmanolysin-like peptidase. Gene Ontology annotation, molecular function: metalloendopeptidase activity. Gene Ontology annotation, cellular component: membrane; cytoplasm. Gene Ontology annotation, biological process: proteolysis; cell adhesion. The transcript has 14 exons. The coding region runs from base 247 to 2346 and encodes 699 amino acids. The record is from RefSeq and is a predicted model, not a curated record. Lineage: Eukaryota; Metazoa; Tardigrada; Eutardigrada; Parachela; Macrobiotidae.
CUUCAGUGCUCACCUGUGCGCUAACUGUACGAGUAUAUUGUUUAAUAGGUAGCGCGCUUUGAAACAAUUCGUUUUUUGCGUUUCGGGUUUGUGGCUUUGUAACCUGCGCACGAAAGUUCCGGCUUUCUGAUUUCCAGUAUUUAUACGUCUGGGUUUCUGUUUAUUCAGCACUUCUUAGCUGUUGUCAUUGACGCUGAUUUCCGAUGUUGCCACGGCUCGAGCUCUGUGUUAUUCUUGACUUUUUCAAUGCAACAUCUGCUCGUACAGUGCGCGCUGACACUUUCCGGACUGACUAGCCUACUGCUUCCAUUAUCUUCCGCAUCAUGUAGUUACAAACCCCCAAAACGCGAUCAGGUUCUUCCGCCAGUUUCUCUGGAAUCCAGUCACAAUGUCAGCAAACGCAGCACACCGGAAUGGGGACAGUUACGGGUGUCGCUGCAUUAUGACGACAAAAGUUUGAAUGCCUUAUCUAACAGACAACAGCGACUAAUAAAGGAAGUCAUACUACCGCAAGCUGUAAAAUUUUGGAGUGAAGCUCUGAAAGUUGUGCGCAGUACCACCCCCAUUCGACUACACAGGAAAUGUUUAACCAACUCUGCUGGGGAAUACCGAGUGCAUUAUCCCGAUCCAUCGAACACAAACGUCUUUUACUGCGACCAAGGAUGUGACCCGAAAACAUUCUGUGGCGAUGUACCUGUGCCUGAUAAGCAUUUACUGCAAUGCUUGUACUUGGCAUCCAGUCCUUCGACAAUUUUUUCGGACCUGUUUCCCGUUUCCGUCACAACGAAGCAAGCUGUUGGACCACCAGAUGGGCCAGGCGUCGCCAGUGCAGAUUUUGUUCUCUAUGUGUCGACUCUUGAAACGGAAAGAUGCAAUGUUUCCAAGACGGUCGCCUAUGCCGCCCAUUGUCAACAGGAAAUGACGUACGACCGUCCUAUCGCUGGUCAUGCCAAUUUGUGCCCCCAUGCAAUCAGCGAUAAUCCAUCGGACAUUGAAACGAUCCUCUCCACUGUUAAACAUGAGAUUCUCCAUGCGCUUGGUUUCUCCGUGGCCCUGUUCGCUUUCUACCGCGACGAAAAUGGGUCUCCGCGAACCCCCAGGGACAAGUACGGGCGACCACAGUGGAAUUCAGAACUGAACACUUAUCAGUGGUCGGAUUCCACUAUUCGACAUAUCGAACGGCCUAAUUGGCAGGUACGAGGGGGAGAAAUUACACGUCCUAUGGAUCUGUUGGUAACGCCUCGUGUGACCGAGGAAGCGCGUAGGCAUUUUGGUUGUAACGAUCUGGAGGGGGCGGAAUUGGAGAAUCAAGGCGGUGAAGGCACGUUGUUGACCCAUUGGGAGAAAAGGGUGUUCGAAAAUGAGGCCAUGACCGGCGUUCACACGCAGAAUCCAGUGUAUUCUAAUAUCACCUUCGCUGCACUGGAAGAUUCAGGAUGGUAUCAGCCAAAUUACUCCCUAGCGAGAGAAGUGACGUUCGGUGCUGGUCAGGGUUGUGGGUUUGCUAUGAAGAGCUGUAAAUCGUGGAUGGACCAAGCGCUUCAAAAAAAGACAUCCGUGGCGCCAUAUUGUAACAGACUGAAGACAUCCUCAAAUAAUAUGGUGAAAACGGAGUGUAGUACACAACGAAAUGCAUUAUCCAUCUGUAAUUUGGCCGGUUAUUCAACGGAUCUACCUCCGGAGUAUCAGAAUUUCGAUUCGAUAUCCGGUGUUCCGGAUGACAUGGUUGGCCAUUACGGUGGCUCUGUUGAUCUGGCCGAUUAUUGUCCCUUCAUGCAGGAAUUCAGUUGGAAAAGUACAGCUGGCACUGUGAGAGGAGCACGAUGCACCGUAGAAGAGAAUCAACCUGAGCCUUCGAUGAAUUUUGCCCUGGAAAAGUAUGGGAAAGACAGCGUGUGUUUCGCCCAAGACAAGCCGUGGUCAGAACGAACAUGCGUGCUAACGCGGACGUGGCAACAUUGGGGGUCCGGUUGUUAUGAACACGCUUGUCAAAAUGGUCGCCUGCAUGUAAUUGUCGCUAAUCGGACGAUAAUCUGCUACUCCGAAGGCCAGCGUUUACAGCUACAAAUUCUUGGCAACGAGUGGCUGCACACUGGUACAGUUAUUUGUCCGGCUUGUGGACUGCUUUGCCCGGAUCGGGAUAAUUUCACAUGCUUACCGGACAUGCCUUUAAAGCGAGAUCAGAAGGAACGCGAAAGUUGGGACUAUUUGGAAUGCAACGCAGCCGCCAACAUGGUGUCCCUUCCGGAUCGCACUGCUUCGCCGAUGGUUGGUGAUGCUAUUCAGCCCCGUCGUAGUGCGCCGGUGAAUACCGUUCCUUUCCUGUCUGUUCUCAAUUGGCUGUGAUAAGAGCAUUUUGUGUCGGAUGAAACGUGUGACACAAUUUUGUCCCUUUGAGUUUAAUUCCGUUAGUUUUUUUGCCGUGUUUGAAGUUUUGGACUUAGCGCCGCAUGGAGAUUAUGGAUUUGAUAUACUGUUGUUUUUACUUUUAAUCGACCGGUUUUUGAAGUAUAAAGAUACUCUAGUUUUAGAAGGUUUUAUUUAGCAUUGUGCAUAGAAUUUUAGUUUUUGAGGUGAUGUUUUUUGGUAGCUACUGUUUUCGGUGUGCAGUUUUUGGUGAAUCUCUCGUAAUGUGAUCUGCAAAGCUUGAAAGCAACAAAACGACGUUUUUGG